Messenger RNA from Durusdinium trenchii, 480 nucleotides. NCBI's taxonomy places the organism in Eukaryota, Dinophyceae, Suessiales, Symbiodiniaceae. The record is from the annotation of a GenBank genome assembly.
AUGUUGGAGCAUUUGGCCGUGAAGACAUGUGAACAUGUGACGACCGUCAGGUUGACGACGAGCGCCAGUCGCGCCAAAGCAUGGAGGCUUGCCAUCCAGUGUUUGGUUGCAGGUGUACAGCCAGACCUCAUUGCCACGAGUGCAGCUGCUGCUUCGAUGCAGUUGCCACACCAAGGAGUUGUGCAUCUCCUUCAUCAGCUUGACGCGAAUGCAGUGGGCUGCGUUAGGUGGCAGCUUGGUGCCACAUCGGUCGCAGAGUGCAAAAAGGAGAGUGAGGUGGUUUUGUUCUGUGGCAUUUAUUCUGUGAAGACGCGUGUCCAGUCAAGUGGCCGUUGCGCACGGUGUUUCCGUUGCUUGUUCUGCUGUGGACGGAAGAGAUCAUCAAAUCCAUUCCAAAGCAACCGAGAUCAGCUCCAGGAGCGGAGAUCGCCAGGUGCAGUGGCCAUUGGGAGGCCCGACACGUCUCAGCGUCGGAUUUGA